This is a messenger RNA of Symbiodinium natans, 1182 nucleotides long. Lineage: Eukaryota; Dinophyceae; Suessiales; Symbiodiniaceae. The record is from the annotation of a GenBank genome assembly.
AUGGGGCUGUCCACCUCGCGUUGCCGCCCUGUCUGUCUUGAUGCAGAGAUCGACCUCCACGACUCGCGCUUCAUUGACGUGGCCUUUCCUCCCACUCCUGGCUCUUUGGGGGAGGCAAAGGCAGGCAAGGUCUUUAUCACACAGGACCAGCGGCAGAACGCCCGCUGGGUCCGUGUGCCGGAACUCCUGCAUUUCAACCAGCAGAUCUCGGCGGCAGAGUUCUCCCAGAAGCAGCAGUCAGAGCUGACCUGGACAGACAUGCACAGAUUGACCCAUACUCCAGGCUCCUUGGGCAACUGCUGGCUGGUUGCCACAAUUGCAGCCUUGGCGCGGCGACCCGGGGCAGUUCGCCGGCUCUUCGUGGAAGCGGAGCCAGCUGCAGGGCGCUUCGUGGUUCAGCUCUUUGACAUGGCAUCCGGACGCUGGGAGCUCGUCGAAGUGGACGACUUCGUGCCUUGCACCAUGGAGGACGACUGGUCCGAUGUGCCCUACGAAGAGCAGGCAGAUGGAACCCGGGUGUACAACUACAAGGAUGUCUACACCGAGACCGGUGCCAAACGCCUUCGGAAGAAGUGGGUGCCGCUUUUCGGCCGGCCCAAUGGUCGCCAAGUUUGGGCACUGAUUCUCGAGAAGGCCAUGGCCAAGUUCGUAGGCUCCUACGCCAACCUGUCGGGGGGCACGGAGCCCUUCGCGCUGAUGGCCCUGACAGGGUUUCCAUUGGUCUACAUUCUCCAGCGUCCGGCCGCAGAUGAUGCAGAGACUUCGGCGUUGAAGAACCACUGGGAGUGGAAGGGUGCGCAGUAUGCUGGUCGCACAAGCACGGGUAUUGGCUCCAGCCGGCUGAGCCAUGUCCCAGACGACCUGCUGGAUGAGGAGAUUUGGGAGAAGAUGGUGAACUACAUUGCACGAACCUGUCCGGUCACUGCGUCGAUCACUCGAUUCCCGGCGGUUGCAUCUGUGCGUGACUACUACCGACCUGACGGGUUGAUUUCCGGCCAUGCCUACGCUGUGCUCGAUGCCAGGGAGGUCAUCUUGCACAAUGCACCUUGGCUGCAACAAGGCCUCAGAAAGGGCGUGCUCGGGCAGACUUGGAUUCGAAGGAAGAAUCCACAUGGCGACUGGAAAGCAGAGGGAGGCCUGAAAGCAGGGGCCAGGGUUGUCAUGGGUGACUCACAAGACUGA